CGAUUGUGCAAGCAACUAUAAAAAAAAUAUCACCCACAAAAUGGGCUGCAAAUAACGAGCAACAAACGAAAAAAAAACCAAACCAAUAUCAUCAAUUCCCCCAAAAAGAAAGAAGCAAAACCAAGUCUAGCUAGCUAGAAAGUUAGCUAGAAACAGGCCAAAAAAAAUCCACACAUACAUAAUGCUAGCUAGCCAUAUGCUUUAUGUCUUAAUUGCUAGCUGUGCCAUGCCCAUUUUUGGGGCGGCACUGAGUAAGACGGUGCUGUAUCAGGCGCCCGACGAGUGCCGCUGGUCCGGCGGAGGGGAACACGACAUCACCUUGGUCUGUCAUCUGCGGACGAUCAACUCGGAGCUGGAGAACACCAAUUUCAGUGUGAUCCAGCCACAUAAUACGGUCAGAUUACGCCUCGAGUGCAACGAUGCCCUCUUCUUCCAGAGCAGUCUCAGUCCGGAUAGCUUUCGCUCGUUGGUCGAGCUGAGGGAUUUGACCAUUGAGUAUUGUAAGCUGGGCAAUCUGACGGAGGGUUCAUUUCGUGGCCUGCACGAGUUGAGGAAUCUAACGAUACGCACCCACAAUGGGGAUUGGUCAACGAUGUCCCUCGAGAUGGCCUCGAAUAGUUUUGUGGAGUUCCGGCAGCUGGAGAGAUUGGAUUUGAGUCUGAACAACAUCUGGCUAAUACCGGAUGGAAUGGUCUGUCCACUGAAGUCGCUGCAGCAUCUGAAUGCCUCGUACAACAAGAUCCAGGACAUUAGCAACUUUUACUUCAGCAGCGCCUCGCUGACCUCCUCGAGGAAGUCCCGCAUUUGUGGAUCGACGCUGGAAUCCCUCGAUCUGAGUGCCAAUAAAAUGGUCAGUUUGCCGUCGGCCAUGUUGUCGGCACUGGUGCGUCUGACCCACCUGAAUAUGGCCAAGAAUAGCAUGAGCUUUCUGGCUGAUCGGGCAUUCGAGGGUCUCGCAUCUCUCCGGGUUGUGGAUCUGUCCGCCAAUCGGUUGACCUCGCUGCCACCGGAACUCUUUGCGGAGACGAAACACCUGCAGGAGAUCUAUCUGCGGAACAAUUCGAUUAAUGUGCUCGCACCGGGCAUCUUUGGUGAGCUAGCCGAGCUCCUGGUGCUCGAUUUGGCCAGCAAUGAGUUGAACUCACAGUGGAUAAAUGCGGCCACAUUUGUGGGGCUCAAGCAGCUGAUGAUGUUGGAUCUGUCCGCCAAUAAGAUUAGUCGCCUAGAGGCGCACAUCUUUCGCCCCUUGGCGAGUUUGCAAAUACUCAAGCUGGAGGAGAAUUACAUUGAUCAGUUGCCCGCUGGCAUCUUUGCUGAUCUGGGUGAACUGCACACAUUGAUUCUCUCCAACAAUCGCAUCUCGGUGGUUGAGCAGCGAACCCUGCAGGGUCUGCACAGUCUACAGGUGCUCUCCCUGGACUACAAUCGUCUGAGCAAACUGGAUCCACGCUCGCUGCUCAACUGCAGCCAGUUGCAGGAUCUGCAUCUCAAUGAUAAUAAGUUGUUGGCGGUGCCAGAGGCACUGGCUCAUGUGCCACUCCUCAAGACACUGGAUGUGGGCGAGAAUAUGAUCAGUCAGAUUGAGAACACGAGCAUUACACAACUGGAGAAUCUUUAUGGACUCCGCAUGACGGAGAACUCGCUGACCCACAUACGUCGAGGUGUCUUCGAUCGGAUGAGCUCUCUGCAGAUACUCAAUCUGUCGGGGAAUAAGCUCAAGUCCAUCGAAGCGGGUGCUUUGCAGCGAAAUACCCAGUUGCAGGCCAUUCGCCUGGAUGGCAAUCAAUUGAAGAGCAUUGCUGGUCUGUUCAUGGAGCUGCCCAAUCUGGUGUGGCUGAACAUAUCGGGUAAUCGACUGGAGAAAUUCGAUUACUCGCACAUCCCCAUCGGUCUGCAGUGGCUGGAUGUGCGUGCCAAUCGCAUUACCCAACUGGGCAAUUACUUUGAGAUCGAGAACGAACUGAGUCUGAGCACCUUCGAUGCCAGCUACAAUUUGCUCACAGAGAUCACAGCCAGCUCCAUACCGAACAGUGUUGAGGUGCUGUAUCUGAACGACAAUCUGAUUGCCAAGAUUCAACCGUACACGUUCUUCAAGAAACCCAAUCUCACCCGUGUCGAUCUCGUGCGGAAUAAGUUGACCACGCUGGAGCCGAACGCGCUGCGAUUGUCGCCGAUUGGCGAGGAUCGCGAAAUACCCGAAUUCUACAUUGGCCACAAUGCGUACGAGUGCGAUUGCAAUCUCGAUUGGCUGCAGAAGAUCAAUCGGGAGUCACGCACACAGCCGCAGCUCAUGGACCUCGAUCAGAUCCACUGCAAAUUGUCCUAUGCACGCGGCUCCACCCACGUCUCCCUCAUCGAGGCCAAGUCCAACGAUUUCCUCUGCAAAUACGAGUCGCAUUGUUUUGCGCUCUGCCAUUGCUGUGAUUUUCAGGCCUGCGAUUGUAAAAUGGAAUGCCCCGAUCGUUGUGCCUGUUAUCACGAUCAAUCCUGGACCUCCAAUGUGGUCGACUGCAGUCGCGCAUCCUACGAUCGAUCCCUGCUGCCCUCGCACAUCCCAAUGGAUGCGACACAGUUGUAUUUGGAUGGAAACACAUUUGCCGAGCUGCAGAGUCAUGCGUUCAUCGGACGGAAGCGGUUGAAGGUGUUGCACUUGAAUCACUCACGCAUCGAGACGUUGCACAAUCGCACCUUCUACGGCUUGCUCGAGCUGGAGGUGUUGCAGCUGCAGAACAAUCUGUUGCGUGCACUCAACGGCAACGAGUUUCAGGGCUUGGAUAAUCUGCAGGAGUUGUACUUGCAGCACAAUGCGAUUGCUACGAUUGACACGUUGACCUUCACCCAUUUGUACCAUUUGAAGAUCCUACGACUCGAUCACAAUGCCAUUGGCUCCUUUGCCGUGUGGAAUUUCCUGCCCAGCUACCUCAAUGAGCUGCGCCUGGCGGGGAAUCCGUGGAGUUGUCGCUGCGAGUUCAUCGACAAGCUGCGCGACUUUAUGAGCCGGCAUGAGUAUGUCUUGGAUCGCCAGAAGCUUCACUGCGAGAUGCCCUCGAAUAGUACCCAACAACAGCAACAGCAACCCGUACAGAUGGCCAUUUAUGGGGCAACGGGAGACUCGCUGCCCGUGGUGCAGUGCAGCCAAAUGCUGCAACUGGGCCUGGACAACAACUUCAACUAUGCAGAACGUGGGGCAGCAGGAGGCAACGAUGCCAAUGGGGAUGCGAUGCUGAAUGGGAAUAUGACGUCGACAAAGAUGAUCUUGACACAGCCCCCGAAGCAGGAUUAUAUACCCAUCCUGGUGGCCAUAUUGACCGCCUUCAUCUUCAUCAUGAUUUGCACACUGCUGGUGUUCAUCUUUCGCCAGGAGAUGCGUGUCUGGUGUCAUGCCCGCUUCGGUGUCCGACUCUUCUACAAUGGCCAGAAGGAUGUGGACAAGAACGAGCGGGAGAAACUCUUCGAUGCCUUCAUCUCGUACUCCUCCAAGGAUGAGCUGUUCGUUAAUGAAGAACUGGCACCGAUGCUGGAGUUGGGCGAGCAGCGCUACAAGCUCUGUUUGCAUCAGCGAGACUUUCCCAUCGGUGGCUAUUUGCCGGAGACAAUUGUCCAGGCCAUCGACAGCAGUCGACGGACCAUCAUGGUCGUCUCCGAGAACUUCAUCAAGUCCGAGUGGUGUCGCUUCGAGUUCAAAUCGGCGCAUCAAUCGGUGCUCCGGGAUCGUCGCCGGCGUCUCAUCGUCAUUGUGCUCGGUGAGGUGCCGCAGAAGGAACUGGAUCCCGAUCUGCGUUUGUAUCUGAAGACCAACACCUACUUGCAGUGGGGCGACAAGCUCUUCUGGCAAAAGCUACGCUUUGCUUUGCCCGAUGUCUCAGCCUCCUCCGCUGCCUCCGCAGCAGCAGCAGCAGCCGCCUCAUCGCAUGUCCAGCGUUCCGGUCAAUCCUGUCAUGCGGCCAUGAAUCAUCCCGCCUAUCAUCAUCAUCAUCAUCAUCAUGUGCAGCAGCAGCCGUUGCCGUUGCCUCUGCCUCUGCCAUUACAUGGUGGGCAUCCAGUGCAGCAUCCACAUCCGCAUCAUCAUCUGCAACAGCAGCAACAGCAACAGCAGCAGCCGCAGUUCAUGUUGCCCCCGCCACCGACUCUGCAGCCGGGCAGCUUCCGGCGGCAGCCUUCAACACAGCAGUCGCAUCGCCCAAAUGCCACAAGCAACAACAACAACAGCAGCAACAACUGCAACAAUCCACAGCAGCAGGCAGCGUUGCUGAUGGGUGGUGCAAGUGGUGCCAGUGUUGGUGGUGGUGGUGCUGGCAAUCUGAUUGCUGGCGGCGCCCAGCCACAAAUGAUUCCCCUGGCGGGUGGCAUUCAACAGCAGAGCUUGCCACUGCCGCCGCAGGUGACGUCAACGCAGCCAACGCCAGCGUCUCGUAAUUUGCAUAUGUGAGAGUAAGUGAGACAAAAGUCAGAAAGAGAGAGAGAGAGAGAGAGAGAGAGCGAGUGUUGGGAAUAGUUGAAACAAAUCAAUGUUGAAGCUUUUGAAUUAAGCACAACAAAAAUGCAAGCAAGUCAAACUUUAUAAAAAGACAGUUCAACUUCAAUUUUGAGUCUGAAAAGCAAAAGUGGUUGUAGAGAGAACGAGAGAGAGACAGAGCGAGAGAAAAGAUAAUGAUUAAGUUGUUGCAACAAUUGAAAUAGAGAGGAAUCGCUACUAAAAUAAAUUAUAAUUGAAACAAAUUAAUGUUGCAGCUGUUGAGUUAAGCGCAACACAAAUGAAAGCAAGUCAAACUUUUAAAAAAGGCAGUUUAAGUUUAAAAUUAAUUAAAUUCAAAUUGAGUUCUGUUUUGGGCGACUUACUUUAACUCGUAAAGACAAGGACAGAGAUAGAGAUAUGUGGUUAACACAAAGCAAACCGAAUUAAAUCCAGUUUUUGAAUUGCAUUCGGUUUGUGCUCGGUUUUUUUGGUUUCGGUUUUGGUUUUUCAAAACCUGUUUGUAGCGCCAGCCAGGAGCAAAGCGCACAAUUUGGCAAAGGGGAUUGAUUCUGGAAAAGCUUGAGGAAAUCCACCCCUCGAAAUGAAAUGAGAUGAGAGUCACAGCCAGAGAGUCACAAUCACAAUCACAGUCAGAGUCAGAGUCAGAGUCACAGCCAAUAUGCAAAUGAAAAGCGUUUAGCGAUAAAAGCCUAGUUACAUGUUAAAAUAGCAGCAGGAACAACCACAAUUGCAACAGCAACAGCAACAAUUGCAGCUAAGGGGCAGGCAAACGAGUAACAGAUAGAAUGAAGAAAAAAAAAAAACCCAACAGUCGGCCAAGUCUGUGUUGCAAGUGGGGCAAGGGGAAGAGUUGCUCUCGAGCGGUAUCUAAAUAGCCGGCAACACGGGGGAGCCGAGCCAAUUGUUGUUGGCCCUGUUCUGUUUUCUUACGGCCAGCUAUUUUCAGUGUUUCCUGGCUCGUAGCAAGAUUCACAAAAUUGAUGUUGCAUGCAACAACACACACCAAAAGCAACAGCAAUAGCAACAGCCAA
Molecule: messenger RNA, 5508 nt
Organism: Drosophila grimshawi
Lineage: Eukaryota; Metazoa; Arthropoda; Insecta; Diptera; Drosophilidae
Gene: Tollo
Product: toll-like receptor Tollo
Exons: 1
Coding region: 182-4429 (1415 amino acids)
Biological process (GO): signal transduction
Molecular function (GO): protein binding
Source: RefSeq, a predicted model, not a curated record